Limulus polyphemus (Atlantic horseshoe crab) is the source of this 3009-nucleotide messenger RNA. RefSeq names its product PC4 and SFRS1-interacting protein-like. Lineage: Eukaryota; Metazoa; Arthropoda; Merostomata; Xiphosura; Limulidae. Gene Ontology annotation, biological process: regulation of transcription by RNA polymerase II. The record is from RefSeq and is a predicted model, not a curated record. Gene Ontology annotation, cellular component: nucleus. Bases 208 to 1659 code for a protein of 483 amino acids. Gene Ontology annotation, molecular function: double-stranded DNA binding; transcription coregulator activity. The transcript is spliced from 17 exons.
UUUAAGAAGUCAACUCUUAUCUAUAGUUUGUAAUCGAGUUCUUUGAACUGGUUUCCCGCGUCAGAAGUAGUUUAUAAAUAGUGUAAUCUGUAUUCGGUUAAUUAAUUCGUACAAGUUUUGGUUUUUUUGAGUAACUAAGUAAACAGGGCUAAAAUAAAAGUAAAAAAGGCCUAUUUUUUGUUGACCACUCAUUUUAUAGUUUACAGAAUGAGUGAGAAAAUGCAGUAUAAACCGGGAGACUUGGUAUUCGCAAAAGUGAGAGGCUAUCCACCUUGGCCAGCAAGGGUUGAAGAAAAACCUCCCCCAGGAAAGAAGGUACCUCCCAAAAAAUUUCCAGUCCUGUUUUUUGGAACCUAUGAAACAGCUAAUCUUGGUACUAAAGAUCUGUAUCCCUAUCACAAGUUUAAAGAAAAAUAUGGAAAUCCUCAAAAGAGAAAGUUUUUUAAUGAAGGACUUUGGGAAAUUGAAAACAAUCCUGCUAUUAUACCUCCUUCACAGAUGCCAAUAGAACCUGAUAAUAAUGAUUUGGAAAUGAGUACAAAUCUGGAAGAGCCAUCUGGUGAAAAUGAGGACUUCGAUACAGAAGAUGAGCAGAACAAAAGUAUGUCUUUACCCUCUAAUAAGAAAAGAAAGUCAGAAUAUAAAGAUGAAGAGACCAAAAACUCCAAAAGUGGUGUGGAGGGAGAUCAGUUGUCUGAUACCACCCACAAGGUAGCUAGAAGGAAAUAUAAAGAAAAAGAUGAUAAAAGAAGGGAUGCCUUUGAGACAGCAGUAGCAGAACAAAGCUCAGGCAAAAAGAAAACUAAGAGGAAAAUGGUUGGUUCUGAGAGUGAGACAGACACAGAGAAAGACUCAGUAGAACAGAACAUGCCAGCUCUAACUGUUAAAAUUACUUCUGUUGAAAAGUCCGUAGCAGAGCAAGAAAACAAUGCCAAGGAAGAAGGAAGAACAGAGAAUUAUAAAAGAAAGACUGUGUUUGAAGCUACGAAUUCUACACAACCAGAAGAAAAAAGUAAGGUCCUUGAUCAAAGAAGAAAAAAGGAUGAAGAAAGUUGGGCCAAACACAUGAAUGAGAAUGAUGAAAAACAGAGCCACAAGGAAGAACAAAAUGAAGAUGCUUUAAGUACAAAUAAAACUGUAUCAAAACAAGAUGAUAGGACUCACAAGAAAAAAAUAAGUAAAAAGUGUUCAAAGCUUUAUGAAAUUGAUGACGCCAUCAAAUUCAGCUUAAGUUACACAAAUUUAAAUAUAGAAGGAUGUUUGAGAGCCAUGAAUGAACUCAAGAAUCUUCCACUAUCCCAAACCAUCUUGGCCAAAGAACCAGAUAUUGUUCAGACAGUCAGGAAAUGUUGCAAGUUCAAAAACAGUGUUGCAGUCCAAGAAAAAGCUCAACAAAUUUACCAAAAGAUUAAAGAAUAUUUCUCAGUUGAAGAAGGAGAACACUUCAACUUGGUGUUUGAGAGUGAAGUAAAAAAACAUCAAGCAUGGACAGAAAGUGAGAAUUCUACAAUGUUGAAUUCUUCUAGAACAGAGAUGCAAAGAAGACUUAAAAGUGCAGUCCGGCAAUCAUCUGAUGUUCAUGCAGAAAAUGAUGAGCCAGGAACAAGUGACAAAGAAAGCAUCAUAGCUAAUGAAGAAGAUAAAAAGAUAACAUUUUGAAAUAUGUUCAUGAAGACAAGACACCAUGACUACAACUUGAUCAUUGUUUUUAAAACGUUUUAAACAAUUCAAUUUUGCAAAUGUGAUAAAGAAAGUUUCUGAACUAACAUUUAAUUCUUUGCAACUAUUACUAUAAUUCUGAGCAAAAUCUUUCACUGUAUUUUUUGUUACUUAAUUUCAGUAAUUUUAUCACAUUAAAAUGCAUAAUAGUGGUUAAAGACUUUGUUUUAGUUGUAAUCUGAAUUGAACUUGAACAGUUGAUAAAAGAAUAUGUGUUAUGAGUCUUUAAACACAAACACAAAUUUAUAGUUUUAAUAAAAAUUACUAAAAUAUUUAGUUUAACUACAAUGUUAAGUUUACAUCAUAGUACGUGGAAUUUUCUGUGAAAUAUAAGAGGGUCAAAUUCCCCUCCUGCAUGAGCCCAUGUACUUAUUUGGAAUUUAUUUGUAUUUUUCUUGAGUAUUUAGUGAAAAGCUCAUUGCUACAACCAAUAAUUUAAAAGUAUCUUGAAAUAUUUUAAGAAUAAUGUGUCAGUAAAAAAAUGCUGUCUGAUAACAUACAAGUUGUGUAUUAAAACUAAUGUAUAAAUCAUAGAUAAUGUUAUUUAUUGUUAUUUAACAUGCACAUUUUAAGUAUCACUGUUUAACAAAUUUUCCUAUAAGCAUAUUUCUGGAAUAACCUAGUCCAUGGUAUGAAACAAAUGUAAAGUAUCUGAUGUGUUUAGUUAUAAUAAGAAAAAUAAUAUCAUUGACUUUCCAUUUUCACUGUGCUUGUUACAACUGAGAUUUUGGGAGUUCUUUUUGUUUAAUUGCAUAAAGUGUUAUUUGUUUUAUUAUCUAAUAAAAUAAUAUUGUAGUAUUUUGUUUGGUAUUUAGUUAUUGGAUUUGAAACUUAACUGAUUUCUCCAUCCAUUCUUGAGCAUGCAUGUAGGCAUUAAAAAUAUUUUUCAGUAUUAAUUUGUCUUUUUUUGAUUACCUGGAAGUAGGAUAAAAAAAAUCUCAGUGUGGAAAAUAACAACAGUGUUGAAAUUAUGACUGUAGAAUGCAUCAAAGAACUAGAGCUAAUCUUAAAACUGGCUAAACUUAUGAGACUUGAAAUUAUAAUUAUUGGUAAAGGACAUAGAACCUGUUUAAAUUGUAAAACUUAAACUCCAGAUGUUUUCUUGAUCAUUGUCUCCAAAAAGUUUUAAAUAAAUAAAUUUUACAAAUGUGAAAGAAGCAAGUUUUUAAAAUAAUAGAUGUUUUUCUGAAGAAUUGUAAACUUGUUUUGUUGUUAACUGUCAGAAAUUACAUGUCUUGAAUUGUAUAUCAUUUGCAUAUUAUUAGCUUAUGUUAGCCUUUAUAAUAAAUA